Messenger RNA from Podarcis muralis (Common wall lizard), 11246 nucleotides. NCBI's taxonomy places the organism in Eukaryota, Metazoa, Chordata, Lepidosauria, Squamata, Lacertidae. The record is from RefSeq and is a predicted model, not a curated record.
CUCCGACAAACAAUUUUACACAAUCAGAAACCACACUGAGAACAAUUGUAUUUUUUCUUUAAAUAUACUGAGGUUUAGAACAUGGCAUCAGGUAUGUUUACAUAUCAGCUACAUUUAUGUACUGUUCUGUCCCCAAAUUAUACCAUAAUGAGCACAGUAUCCUGUCACUGUGUGUAACAAAUGUGUACUUAGUACCGAAAUAGUAAUUCGCAGCCAAGGGACAAGCAGAUCUCCAGUAAUUAGCCAGCUUAAAUAUCACUGCUGAAUCAAACAUGUAGUAGUUCCUUGUGUACAUUCCCAUUAUUUAAAUAGAGAAUGUAUUAGAGUAUGUUGUGCAGUUAUUACAUGGGCCAAAGUGUCUCCAUGCAUAUUCUCCUUAAAAAAUAAGUGGACCAAUCAAUCUCUGCCUCAGUUGGGCUUGCAGUCUACAAACAGAUGUAAUGAAAGCAGUAGAGGAAAGGAAGGUGAAUGCAGGUAGAAGUAAUGGGGGGGGGGUAAAGGAAUUUAGGGAUUAUACUUCAGCAUUACAUAUAUGCAGCUAUUUAAAAUAAACUUGAAUGAUCAAGAAAAGAUUGAAUUCAGUACUUCAGGCUAUUUUGAUUUUUAAAAUGUAUGGAUAUCCCAAAAGAGUUCCCUGUUUGGGAAGCUUUUAUUUUAGGUUGGCAAGUUCAAAACUGAACAGGGCAACAACAGUAGCGAUCUGGUAUGGAUUGUUUAAUUAUACAUAGACACAACUCCGCUGUAAUAUUCUGAAAUGUUUUAUGGCUUGCAUUUCAUCCAAGAUUUAACGAAGGAAAAUAGGUGUUUUUGUUUCAAGCUUGUGACGAAAUGCUUCACUUUUUAACGGCAAGCGGAGCAGCCAUUUCUACAGAAUUUUAAAAACAUUCAUAUUUUAUUGCCACAAAAAGCCCAUUCAUUCUCUCUUGGGAGUGAGGAGGGAAGUUGCUGUCCUCCCAGUAUUCACCUUCUUGAAUAAUUUGGCAGGGAAAGGGAUGCUUCUUCACUGCAAGGGAUGCCCUCCAGUGAAGUGUGAUUUGUUACAGUGUGGAGAUGGCAACUUCCAGUUUGUGCUACUUGGACUCUUGUUCAGACAGGUGCAGCUGAAGAGUAUAGCAAUGUGAUCUGGAAUGAAAGGGGACUCUUUCUCUAAUACGUUUGGGGUGGGGUGGGGCGACAGCACUAGCUAUCUCUAGGGCUCUGCCCCACAUAUCUGAUAGCAGCAGCGCCUACCAAGCCACUAGCAUCCUCGCUCCAUUCUACAGGUGCUCAAGGGAGUGUUUUUCUGUCAACGCUUGCUGGAUGCGGUUAAGGGAAAAGUAAUACCUUGUGCCUUUUUCUAAAGGCAGAGCAAAGGAGAGAUGCCAGGGUUCAAGGCUAUCUGCAAACCUGAUCUCUGACCUAAACACACGCCUGCCUCAUACCAAUCAAAUGAAGACUGGCAGGGAUGCCAACUUGAGUAAAAUAUGGGGGGGGCAGUUAAGCCCUGUUCUGAACACACCCCACAUUUGAAUGGCAAUGCCCAUCAACUUUGGGGGUACAACGCCCACAAAUAAUUUAAGGGGGUCGAAGGAACCCGGCCCCUAGGAGUUGGCUUCUAUGAAGACCGGUGUUGAGCAGUCUUGCUGACAAUGCAAGUGUUGUGUUUCAGCCUCCGGGCUUCUGAGCCAAAGGAAGCCGGGCUUGGGCGACCGGCUGUCUGCGCCCUAGCCAGAUUCCCUACAACCGCGCACGCGCUGCGGUUCAAGUGGGUCUUGGUCAGCGCGGAAGGAAAAGCACUCUGCACGUGCUCAGGCGCGCUCCGUUUCUGCCUCAGGGCCGAAAGGAGGCUCUGGGGAGGAGGCCAGGGCUCAAAGAUGUCUAACUCUAAAAAGAAGCAGAGGUUAGGAAUCGUGACCCCCUGAGGACCCUUGGAUUUUGAUCAAAUGCCUGGAGAAGUCCAGCUGCGCAGGGCAGCUCACCGGCUCCUGUGAUCCUGCCACCUUCGCCUUCCAGAUUCACGGAUCGGGUCCAAACCAUUUUAUUGCCGCAGCCUGUGCCACGAAUGGCUACCCAGAGGAAGCACUUUGUGAAAGAUUUCAAUCCCCAUAUCACCUGUUGUAUCUGUAAAGGAUAUCUUAUCAAACCAACGACAGUAACUGAGUGCCUCCAUACUUUUUGUAAGAGUUGUAUUGUGCAGCACUUCGAAGAAAGCAAUGACUGUCCCAGAUGUGGCAAUCAAGUCCAUGAGACCAAUCCAUUAGAAAUGUUACGGCUGGAUAACACAUUAGAGGAAAUUAUAUUUAAGUUGGUCCCAGGGCUUCGAGAACAAGAACUAUACCGUGAGACUGAAUUCUGGAAGAAAAACAAACCUCAAGAAAAUGGAGAUGAAGAAAAUCCAAAAUCUGAAGAUCCCAAAGAUGAUGAAGAUGGAGAUGAAAAUCAAGAUGAUAAAGACUAUCACAGGAGUGACCCACAGAUUGCUAUUUGCCUGGAUUGUUUACGUAACAAUGGGCAGUCCGGGGAUAAUGUAGUAAAAGGACUGAUGAAGAAAUUCAUCCGGUGUUCUACACGAGUUACUGUAGGGACCAUCAAGAAGUUUCUAAGUUUAAAAUUAAAGCUUCCAAGUUCUUAUGAGCUGGAUGUACUAUGCAACGGGGAGAUCAUGGGGAAAGAUCACACUAUGGAAUUCAUCUAUAUGACAAGAUGGAGACUACGAGGCGAAAAUUUUCGGUGUCAGAACUGCUCAUCUUCGCAAGUCUGCUCACAGGAUGGCUCUUUUUAUCAGUCUUACCCCAUGGUACUCCAGUAUCGACCCAGAAUUGACUUCGGUUAGACCAAAGGGCCAGAUCCCACUGAGAUUAAACCUGCACUAUAUUUACCCAUCGACAGAUUGCACAAUGAAUGGACGUGCCUGGAUUUGGGGGUGGGGGGUGGGAAAACAAGAUCAGAAUUCCAGCAUGCAGAUACGGACUUUUUCUUCAGCUGAUCAACUAUCUUCCCCACCCCGUUAGCAUAAUCCAAGUGCCAUUCUCCUACUGAAACAUUCAUAAGAUGUUUGUGACAUCAGAGUUUGCGAGUCAUAGCCAAAUAGUUAAAUGUAUAGUCUGAAUCUCUGGAAUACUUGCUUUGCCUGUUAGAAACCUUCCUUGGUCUAUAACAUUGAUUACAUCGGCAGAGAUGGCCAUCGGCUCUUUCACAUGUGGUGUUGCUGUUCGUUUGUUUUUUUCCACAUUAACUAUCUUACUGAAAAAUGUUGUUUGAAAGUACUGUAUAAAAAGGUUAAAUAUGCCUUUACAUAUUUUUUUUUGUAUAUAAUACAUGUUUUAGAAAUGUGGUUGUUGUGCCACUAACGUUUUCUCAUUCAGUUCCCCAUAGGUCCAGGUAGCUAACUCGUUAGUAUACAGCAGUCUCUUUGCAGAAUUUGAAAUUUUAGAUUUUGUGUCAGAGAAGUUAAAUGCGACAGUUUGUAUUGAAUUGAAAUGGUAUAAUGUCUCAUAUCCUUUCAGCAGUGUAUAUAACUUAACCUAGAGUUUUAAAUUGCAGAAAUAGCAAAUCUGUAAACAUGCAGCAGGUAAGGUUAUUUUGUCUUUUUAAAAGUCUAUUACAUAAUAUUUUUUUAAAUAAAAGAAGAAACAGGAAGCGUCAUAAACUGUAAUAUAAAAAGUGUUAGGUAUUUUUUGAAACUGUUGCCAUUGCAGGCUUCCCUUUCCAGAUUUCCUUGAAGGCAACAAUGUGGGAAAGAGGUAGUUUUGAAAUUGGUGGUCUUAAGUGUGCUAGAUUAGGACCACUGCACCUAAAUAUACGUCUGUAUUAUUUUAAUAUAUUCAGUAACACAUCGACAUGUUGUAAAAUGUUAAUGGCAUUUCAACCACAUUUUUGGGUUAUCUGGAAUCUAAAAGCUAUAGUAGAACUGGUUGUAACACCUGAAACAGAAACAGAUUUAACAUGAUUGACAAAGCUACCUGACCAAAAUCCACUGACUGUUCAAGGGAGGGGGGAGGUUUCCCCUGACAAGCGGUAGUGUUACAAAAAUACUAAUGGCUGCCUUAGGUAUCGCAUGUGCAUUCUUCCUUGUUUAAAAAUGUUGUGUUUUGUUUAUGGAUAUCAUUACAAAGCUAGUAACAUAUUGUUAUUUUGUUUCCUGUCUUCCAUUACUUUUGCACAGUUAAAAGCCAAAACAAUACAGCUGAAUGAUCUGUACAAGUUUUAAUAAACAGAGUUAUUUGUAGAGUAAACGGCACACUACAAGUAACUACAUUCACUUUCGGAUGCUAUGAUGUAAUUAAUUCACUUCAGGAAAAUGUGGCAGUACAAAUACCACAGCCCUAGCAUGUAAAAGUAGGAAGUAGAUGGUGAAAUAACUGUAGGCUGCCAUUUCUGUGCCCCACAACAUGAUCAGGAGUGUCAGGCACAACACAGCAGAUGGGAGGAAAAAGGAGUGGCUGGACUAAAGCCCAUGCUGUCUUCCUCUAACUUAUACUUGAUGACAGUGUCAAUAACUAUCACCUGUUAAAUGCUCUGGGCAUGGUGCAGAAGUACCACUUGCAUACACUCCUAUUUUGGGUGCAGAGAGCUUGCACCUGCCUAACGUUCUCCCCCUUUCAACAGUUUGGCCUGCCACUCAUGCCAUAUCAAAAACUGAUUUUCUAAUUCACUUCAGUUUCCAAAGCAGUUGUUUCACUGUAUGUGAGGCUGCUGCUUGAGAAGAAUAAGUCCGCAGCUUCUUUAAGCUCUUGGAACUACUUAUCUGGAUCUUAGCCAGAUAUUGUGUACACACACAGGUAACAUCUAGCAGUGGAUCUUAAUUACAUUAUAUAAGCCUACUUCUGUGUAUAGGUUAGUAUUUUAGGAUGUGGCAAAUUCCCCCUUUGCACUGUGUUUCACUAGAAUGAUUCUGGAUAUUACCUAGAAGGGCAAGGGGAGAAGAAAGUUAAUGAGUUGAUUUGUGUAUCUGUUUGCAUAGUCCUGGAUGACACCCAAAGCGGUAGCUCCUGCAUCUUCCUUUGGGUGCAGAUCCAGAAUGUGUAUACUUUGCCAUGGAGAGGAUAUGGGAGUCACCACUUUUCCCCAAAGUGUUCCCCAUAUGCAACCCAAAAGCUUGGAAAGAGAUGCCUAGACCAUAGUCUUCAGCUUUUUAAGGUAACAUCCAAAGAUGCCCUGAAAAAUCUGUCAGUGCAGAUCCAUUGUAUGCAUAGUGGCUUUACUUAAGCUACUGAAAUUGUUGCCGUUUAAGAUCUGAAGGACCUCCAAUAGCAACAAAUAUUGAUUUAUUUUCUUCAGUGCUCUGCCAACUUGAGCAUUGUUAAAAAUUCCCACAUUCCCACAAACAAAAGACUUAUUUUCACAAAUGGAGUAUGUGCAACUUAUUUCUGAACUAUUUUUUGGUUUCCUGUGGAAAAUGAGCUGUUAAAUCCUUCCUUUGAUUCAUGGAGGUAAAUGUAAUGUUUCAAAACUUCAUUCCGACUGACUUAAAAUACAUUCUCAAAAUAAUCUAUUUAUUUUGAUAGUAUGCUUCCUUUAAACGUGCUUUGUCCAAAUCCUCAGAAAUCUAACAAUUAUAAACCUUGUGUAAUUAUGUUGUACGCUGGCAGAAAAUUUGCUAUUCUCCGUAGAGAAAGGGCCAUAUAAAAACUAGAAUUUGGGGUCUGGCUACAAAGAUUUUCUACAUCAAUUGCAGUAGCAUCUCGGAUGUUUAAGGCUGGGAACCAUUCAUCUUAUUUUUUAUUUUUUUGCAUUUUGUUUUUAAUAGCGUAACCUUGAUUAAUGGGAGCAAAUAUUUUCCACUUGGAAAAAAAAGCAUGGAAAUCCAAGACAGACUUGUGAGCUGUGAAACGCUAAGAGCCUUAAAAUGUUUCUUGCACAUGUAACCUCUUUGUGGCUUAUACCAUUGCAUUUCUGGUUCAGUUGUAUAGUGCCUCUACUGAGUUGGUUGGGUAAUUGUAGGAAGGACCACCAAGUGCAGUCGUCUUCUAUAGAACUUUCUAACUUCUUAGUUCACUGACGAUUCUCCCUAUUUGUUCAUCUGAUCACUCCUAAAAAUAUAUAAACGGUGUGCCAAGAACAAGUUAAAUAUGAAAUAUGAAUAGAGCACGAUCACAGGCUUCCUUGUGUCAGAGGAACAUUGCAUAAAUGAAGAUAGUGCACACAGAGAUAUCCAUAGCCAAACUGACUGGGGGUAAAAAAAAUAAAAUCAAACCAGACAAUGGCUUCACUGUUUGCUCACUUCCUAUAAGCCUAGUAUGUGCUGAGGAUUCUCAUUCCAAGGCAUGUUUUCUAUUGGGAGAGUUCAUACCUCAGCAAUAAAGCACAUGAUUUACAUACAGAAGGUCUCAAAUGGCAUAUUCAGUUAAAAUUAGGAUAGAAAAGACUGCUUCCUGGAGAGCAGCUGACAGAAAAGAGUGGACAAUACUGGGCUUGAUGGGCAAAUAGUCUGGCCAGCUUCCUCUGUUCUGUGAAAGAGAAUUGCUCCAUGGACAUGGAAGCUGUUUCCCAUGUGCAGGCUGGCAUUUUCCUUUCACAGAAGAAAUGGAAAGCUUUUAAUCUUGCCCUGGGCAUUUGAAACUACUCUUCUGCAUGCCCAGCCCAAAGAAUCGUAACACUGCUGUGCCCGCAAGUAAGGAGUAAAUAGUAUACAAGCUUAGGGCAUAGAGGGAUCCCUAUAGGAUAAGACAUGAGGUUACAUAUGUAGAUUGAUUUGCAGGAUUGAAGAAAUGCUACUGGUUUAGAUUUAUCUCUUGCACAGAAAUAAAGGUUCUGCCUGGUUUCUCUUCCCUUGAACGAAAUUUCAACUAGUUAGUAAUGUGUAUUCUUUGAAGAUUUCAUGCCAAAUGGUUUACUUUCUUUUUCUUCUUCGCUGGCAUCCAAUCUCAAAUGCCUAUAUAAUGCAAUACUGUUAAAUUAGAAUAAACUAUGUAGUGUUAACACGCAGAGUUUUCCUAAAUCAAAAUCCCCAGUUUUCCCAGAUUAAAAUGCUUAUUCAAGCUGUUUACACAAAACUGCUUUAAAGAUUGCAUGGGAAGGGUCCUCUUCUACAGUUUAGGAUAGACGUGUGUACUGCUUCUGGACAAUUGAAAUAAAAAGUAUACAUUUUCAUGGCUGUUCUUGACUCUUGCCGAGGUUAAGUGUUAGGCUGAAUGUGCUAAGUGACUCUCUGCUUUUCUUGUAGCAUCUUUUAUGCAGAGCAGUAUGUGAUAAGAAGAGAAGGGCAUUUCUGCUUUAUACGUAUUUCCCAAGGUCAAUGAGUGAUAAGCAAGCAGGAUUAGUAAUUUAAGAGAGAGAGAGAGAGACCAGGAAAUAUUCCCAGAAUGCUUAGUUAUCUUUGUAAAAGAUGACACUAAACCACAGGGGGCUUAUUUCCCCUAUGAAUGGAAUUUACCUCCUAGAACUGCAUUUGUUUUGUUUUGUUUUAUUGGCAAGGGGUUCACAUUUAAUGAUGAUCUUAGAUGCUGGAGUGUGCCUGAAGGUCUCUGUUGCUUUAAAAUUGGUCCUGAGAAAUGCUCACCUAUGAAAAGGUACAAAGCCUUUUGCUUCAGUGCUGGUGGCUCUGCUAUACCUGGCCUAUGAACCAAAAACUCUGUGCCCUGUCGAUCUUGUAAAUCUGCAAAGCACAAAAUACUGAUCAAACUAAUUUCAUUCAGCCUUUUAAAAAUAGCUUUGAGGUUUAGUUACAUAAUCCUUAGCCAGAAAGAAUAGGCCUGGAGUAUGUGACAAGGUAUCAACAUCCAUUUGUAGUAUUUUUGUUUGUUUUAGCAAAGAACAUUGCUUUCAGUCAUGUCUGUCCUGUGGGUUAGCAAAUAAGGCAACACUGUGUUAUGCAUUAUACACAACAUAGUCCAUUUUGAUACAUAUUUUCAAAGUAGUUUUAACUUUAAAAAAAACAACUUGUCCACAAAAUUUUAUUUGCUUUCUAGACUAGAAAAUAAAAAUGCAUAGAUUAGCCUACCACAUUACAGUCAGCCAUUGAAAAGAGAAACUGUGUGGCAUUAAAAAAUAAUAACCCAGGUAACUUCUGGAGGGCUGUAUUCCUGUACACACUUACUUGGGUGUGAGCGCCCCCAGAACAUUGUAGGACUGACUUCUGGGUCAGCCUGCUUAGGAUGGUCUGUAAGUGUCCUUGCAUAAGAUGUGAGCUGCUUCCACCUGGCAGUUUACUGUGGAUAUAGUGCUGCUCAUGUAUGCCAGUUCUGUGCAGUGUCCACACAACAUCCUUAUCAAAAUGUCAUCCCAUGAUAUUUUCCCUUUUAAUCUGGAUUUACUGUUUUCACAGAAAAUCUGAUAAGUAAAGAAAACCCCUGCAGAAACAGUAAGUCUGUAUUAAAUUGGGGGGGGGGGGCAGGGAAGGAUAUGGGAUGGCAUUUUGUUGAAGAUCUGUAGACACAGCAACAGAUUUGCAUCACUGAGCAGCACCAAGUCUAAAAUAAACUGCCUUGAGAAUCACAACAAGUGCUAGGGACCAGAGAAGAGAGAGAUUAGCUGUUAUUCUUCUAAACUUAUUUGUAUGUAGUUGGUGGUUGAAUUGGUACUCUAACGGCUCUUGAAGUAUGUAGAGAACUAAUUGCAUAAUAUCCCAUUGUUAAUUUUCUUUUCAGGUAUGAACUAUUUUAAGCCUUUUCUUUUUCUGUGUCAAAAGUGGUAACAUAAUAAACCUUUUUGUGGUUGUAAAGUUUAGCUUAUGAAUCAUUCAAAUUGAAGUGAAAAAAAAAUCCAGGUCAUUAUUAAUGACAGUCUAUCCUACUUAGGAAUAAAUGUAUUUUUGUAAAGGAAAAGCACUUGUAAAUAUUUACUCUGUUAUCUGUUAUCUGAUAUCUAUGUUUUGUUUUGGAGGGGGGGAAAUGCUGCCUCUUAGGGGAUCGCCUAAAUAUUUUUAGGUUUGUGCUAAAAUGGAUUUCCUUUGCAUUUGUGGCAUGUUCAUUCUGUACAUAGCUGAAUAGUUACAACUGGGCUAAGCACGUUUUAUAUCUGGACUUAGCUAAGUAUGUCUUGAGUAUGCCACAGAGUCUUUCAUUAAAUCUACCUGAAAGCAGAAUAUGCAUUGGUGCUGUGUUUCCAUUAUCGAUAUUAGCUUCCUUCUGCCUUACAGCAUUCCUACCUUUGUCACCAUGUUAUAACAAAGUUCUGGAUUAACUGUGACAGUCACACUCCAGAUUGAUGUAUCACUGGCUGCUUACGGUACUUUCUGUUUGCAGCUUAUAAUAGGAUUUUGAGCUUUGGGUAUCAAAAGUGGUGAGCCAGGAGACAGAGGGCCCCUUCAGAUGAUCUCUUUAUUGAGCAUUCAUCCCACAGCAGUUAGAUUCACUGAACAUUUGUAGUGAUUUGUCUGCAUUCGUCCUACUUUGCUUGUUAGUCAUCUACCUGUUAGUCAUCUGUUCAUCUCAGACUUUUCAAUGUACUUCCUGGUCUCUUUCCUAACCACAAAAAGUCCAUUUUGUUUUAAAAGUGGGCUUGCUAUACUAGGGGAACAGAGCACCUCAGUCUGCUUCCAUUGCUCACGCCUAAAGUUCUGGUAUGCACUUUAAUCUGUCCCACGGAUCCCUGACAGUCUGGAGGCACCCAGAGCAAGAGCAAGUAAGGCCAAGACCAAAACAAACAAACAAAACUCCUUGUGAGUUAGGACAGAUCUUGGGCUCAGGGCAAGAGGGUAGAGAGAGAAGCUGGUUGGUUAUGAUGAGUGGAGGCUGGCAAACUCUGAAGUCAGCUGGCUAUUUAGCCCCCAAUCCUGAUUAUUUUAACAGAAGACCAUUUUACCUCUUGGCCCAAUAAAAGGCUGGCUGCUUGGCAACCACGGUUAUAAAACCCAUUCUCAUAUCCAGUCAGUAGUUCAGUGAACUGGGGUGGGGGCGGGGACAAAGAAAUGAUCCAAAUAUAUAUUUUUCCAGUGCAGGUGGGUUGUAUACCUGCAUAUUUUGAAAAGCUGUUCCCUAGGAAACUGCUGUUGGAACACAGAAAAGGUUUCAGCUGCAAUUCUUGAAUGACUAAUACAAGGGGGGUUGCUGUCUGAAAAGAAUUGAGAUGGGGAAGGUGCUUAAGCUAUAAGACUAGAGUUAGCCAUUGGAAAUUGUGCAGUAGCUGGAAUUUAGUCCUUUUUUAAUCUAUCUUUUGGGGCCAAUCACUGGGAAAUAAAUUACCUGUGCUAUAGAAUGAAGGUGGACGUCAACAACCCUGGAACUCAGGCUUGUGGUCAGAUUCUGAUAACUGUAAUUCUGAGAUGUUGCCUGACCUGAAUCCCUUUAGAAUAGCAGAAUUCCAUGCCGUUGCAUAUAAUCUCUUUGAUGGAAAUGCUGUAUAGUAUAUCUGAACACAUGUGGCUGACCCAAAGUUUCCACUUUCACUCCUGAAUGCUUUAACUCCAGUUGUUAAUCUUUAUUGUUUUGUCUGUUUUCCCAGAGAAUUCUUAGUUCUCAACCACUAUGCCAGAGAAUUUGUUAAUGUCUUUUAAUGUUAUGACAUUAUGACCUCCAGUUACUUUUCCUGAGCUGGAUUGCAGCCUGCAAAACACAUGCCUGUCUGAGAAACAGUGGCUGACAUUAAUUAUAUCUAAGGCAAGGUGUAGAUGUUGCAUUCUAUUAUGAUCAAUAUUUUUGGUGGCUGCUUGUCGUUUUGAAGUUUUGAUUUGUAUCAGAAGGCAAUACCAGUAAAAGACACAGCAGCAUGUGCACAUUAUAUAAACUUGGCUGAAGAAAUGUGUUAUUAAUCAGCCCGGGGGGCGGGCAGGGAAUGUACAAAUAGUACUAGCCCACACAAAUUUGCACUAGUCAACUUAUCCACAACUUCCUAUGUUAGUAGAUGGAUUAAGGAAGAAUGAAUGAACCAAAACUCCUCAAAUUUAGCAAAUGUUCCUUAUCUAGCAUGCCUGGAGGUGAUUCAUACUUGCCAUGGGCAGUCAGAUUAGUAGCCAUUUAUAACCCUGUCAUUAAUUAUAUUACAUGUUACGUACUCAUUUUAAUAAGAGAGAUAAUGCUUCAAAGGCUGUGUUUAAUGCUAAUAUCGAUGUUCACAGCACCAUUGUAAGCUGCUGGUGGAAACCACAUCUUGUACGGUCCAUAUGCUGCAAUAUGCUUCUAGCCCAGUUGGCUAAAAUCCUAUAAAUAAAUAUCAAGUUGGGCAAGUUGUAUAACUCCUUUGCUUGUUAGCCCUGAAUUGCUCCUUUCUGAAAGCAAUAAAUAUAUUCAUGUUGUAACAUCUGUUGUGCAGCCUACAGUAAGAGGCAUCUUGUUGCACUUUCGUUUUCUAUCUAAUUUAUUUUGUGCUAUAAAAAGAAUUCUUUGGUU